AUGGGUUUCGAAUGUGAUGGUCCCCUCGAAGGAGACAUCUUCAUCGACAUGACGCCGCGAUAUACCAAGAAGGAAGAUGAGGCCGGGCAGCGUCAGGAGAGCGAGAUAUCACCCGUCAAGCUUCUGGUCCCUUCGGUCAAGGAUUUCGAAGAUAUAUGCAUAAACCAGUUCCACGACGCCAUGACCAGCCAGAGACCGCCAAAGAUCACCACCUGGCUUGCAUACCUUCGCCAGCCCGCCUACUUGUCCUCGUACCCUGCACUGGCACCCGCGCUGCGCGCCGCGUCGAUGAUGCUGUACGGCAUAUCUCACAGGGAUGCCUGCGCCCGGACAGAGGCUCAUGAUUGGUACGAGCGCAGCCUUACGAGCCACAGACACCAACUGCAGAAACUCUCGGCCGAUCUCCAGGGGCCGAUUUCGAAUCUCGUGUCCUGUUCUCUCGUGUUGGCCUUGUUCGAAAUGAUCAGCAGUACCGUGCCCAACGGGCCAACCCACCACUACUCUGCAGCGGCGGUACUGCUGCGCGGUGUUGGCCCCUCGAGUUGUCGAGGCGGAAUAAUGCACCAGAUGUUUCGAACGGCCAGGCUGAACGACGCGUACAUCUCAAUCAUGACAGGAAUCCAAUCACCGUUUGCAACUGAAGAAUGGCUCACUGUCCCAUUCGCCGAAUACCCAAAGACUGCGGUCGAUUCCAUCGUCGACAUUCUCCUCCUGACGACUCAUUGCACACAUCUCUUGAGCAAUGUCACUGACUCUAUGGAAUCGAGACGCUUAAUAAAUUGGGAUGCUCCCGAUAUGCGCAUCAUCAAGCGUCUCGCUCUGAGCCUGGUAGAAUCCUCCGACGACUGGCUCUGUGAGCACGAAGUACGUGAAGCUAGACUCCUGGAAGGCUCCGAAGGAGCUUCGGCUAGACGGGAUUUCGUGCCCAACCACGAGGGAGGUCGAUAUCUCGGGACUCUGUCGGCGACCUUGUGGGGUCUGCACAGCACCGUGAACAUGAUCUUGUAUUCGGUCUUGUUGGCAUCGACGCCCAGCUCAGAUCCCGCAAGGCACGAAUACCAGCGACGCGUCUUCUUCCACUCGUCAAAGAUUCUUUCGGUGGCAGCAUAUCAGGAAGCAGCGAGGCUUGCUGGUGGCGACUUCAUCCGCACCGCGUACCCGGUCAAGGUCGUUGUCGGCCUCAGUCCCUCCACCGAGCAUCGUCGUCGCGCAGAGGCGACGCUGGUACGUUGGGCUCAGCUGAGCUCGUUGACUUGCCUGUGUACGGCCUUUCACAUACCCGCGUAUCUGCAGGCUGAAGCACCACGCUGA
Cladophialophora immunda is the source of this 1311-nucleotide messenger RNA. RefSeq lists its product as uncharacterized. Lineage: Eukaryota; Fungi; Ascomycota; Eurotiomycetes; Chaetothyriales; Herpotrichiellaceae. Bases 1 to 1311 code for a protein of 436 amino acids. The transcript has 3 exons. The record is from RefSeq and is a predicted model, not a curated record.